Messenger RNA from Pectinophora gossypiella (pink bollworm), 7200 nucleotides. RefSeq lists its product as uncharacterized. Lineage: Eukaryota; Metazoa; Arthropoda; Insecta; Lepidoptera; Gelechiidae. The record is from RefSeq and is a predicted model, not a curated record. Gene Ontology annotation, molecular function: pigment binding. Gene Ontology annotation, biological process: symbiont-mediated perturbation of host defenses. Bases 25 to 7083 code for a protein of 2352 amino acids. The transcript has 39 exons.
GCGUGGUUGAUAUGCGAUCUCAUAAUGUGUAAUAUAAUAUUAGUGUUUAGUCUAUUAGGACUUUUAAGUGGAAUUAGUGCACAGAUAAUACAAGCAGGACAAUGCAACGAUAACAUAGCCCUGCAGGCUAACUUUAACGGGGAGACGUUCGCUGGUGACUGGUAUGUGGUGGGAAGAACAGACGACCCCGACGUCGGGGGUGAUUGCUCAACAUUAACAGUGACCCGAAACAAUGCCACAUCCUUUGUCUUCACAAGUACUACAGUCGACAGGAAUUUUCAAGAUAUUCAGAACUAUUCCGCGACUCUUGAGACAGGGUCAGCGAGAUUCACCCUAGGCACAACAUCAAAUAGCAUGAGCUUUUGGAUACUCGGCACAAAUUACAAUGAUUAUGCAGUGGCAUAUAAUUGUGAUACUGUUAACACUACGCACAGAAGUGUCUACAUCUGGCAUCUGGGAAGAAGUCAGGAGAUCAAUUCGAUAUUUAACAACAUGAUGAACAACUUGGUUGCUCCUCUGGGUAUCAGCCUGUUCGAAGAUCUUAGGAGUACAAACUACUCUGAAGCUGCCUGCUUCGCGCUCCCGUACAUACCGGCCGGACAGCCUAUCAUACUAGCUGGAGAGUGCGACCCGAAUAUCAACUUGCUGACCAACUUAAAUAUCAGCUUGUUCCUUGGCACUUGGAAUGAGAUCUACAGUUACUAUUCAGAAAACGCAAACGGAUCGUGUGCCCGCGCAGAGUACAGCGCUGGUAACGGCGUGGUGAACGUUGUGAAUAGUCAAGUGUACAACCAGACCCUGGAUACCAUCACUGGCUUCGCAAAUGUCAGUGCCGAUAACCCUGCUAAAUUGAAUGUCACCCUUAACAUUACUCCGAAUAUCACUAUAAGUCAAGACUUAUGGGUCAUAGACACGGAUUAUAUCAACUACGCGAUAACGUACAGCUGUGUACAACUCACCAAUAAUACAAAACGAGUUUUCAGUUGGAUACUGAGCAAAAAUCGUGAAUUAUCUUGGGAGACCCAAGUAGCUGUGAACCAAGUGGUGGAUUCUAUACUUGACCUUAAUUUCAACUACUAUCAGCCGACGAAUCAGACUGACGACGACUGCUUCUACUUCCCUGAACAUGCUGAUGACAGCCCCGUGGUCUUCCGUGGAGAAUGUGAUAUGAAUAUACCUGCUGUUCCCAACUUUAACCUUCAAAAUUACACGGGUUUAUGGCACGAAAUUGAGUCAUACCCGUCUCUAUUCCAAGAUGGCACGUGCAGUAAUGCCAACUACACGUUAUCUGGUGGACAACUAGACGUUCGGAAUACACAAGUCGUUUACCAAACGCUCCAAGUUAUGAGAGGAUCAGCUGUGUCAAAUACCACCGAUGGAUCUGGAAAGUUCCAAGUCACCUUCCCUGUCAAUGGAACUAACGGUACCGUCAGCAUGAGCUACUGGGUCUUAGCUACAGACUACACAAACUACGCUCUUGUUUACACUUGUGAAUACAACAGUCUCCGCCAUGAGAGACAAGUCUGGAGCUGGAAGUUGAGCAGGACUAGGUCCUUGUCGACAGAGAACAGCACGGCAAUCAACAACGUCAUUGCUAACAUCACCGUACUAGACCAGAGGUAUUACGUCACCAGGAACCAGACAGCGGAGGGAUGUUUCUACUACCCAGAGGCACAGGAGGGCGUGCCCGUUGUCAUGCCAGGACAAUGUGAUCAAACCAUUCCCGUGGUUACCAACUUCAAUAUGAGUCUGUUCAGUGGUACGUGGUAUGAAAUCGAAGCCUACCCACAAGUACAAUCAGGCGACUGUGUCAACCACAGAUACGAAUUUGCAAACAACGAUGUUUAUGUCUUAACAUCGUUCAAUGUAAACCAGUUCCUGCAAAAUUCAUCUCGUAUGCUCCAAGGAAAUAUGACAGAUGGAAGUGCAAGAUUUAACCUGACCAUCAGCAAUGGAAAUAAUGAAACAGUUGAAAUACCCUUAUGGAUCCUUGCCGUGGACUAUAACGAUUUCGCUUUGGCUUACAGCUGCAUUAACCAAGGCAAUGACUACAGAGCAGUUUACAGUUGGAAACUAAGCCGAAAUCAACAGGAACUGUCAUUAUUGGCUAAUAUUACUAUCAACAAUGUGAUCGACAGUAUUGAUGUCUUAGACGACCAGUAUUACUUCCGUGUUGACCAGUCAGAGUUGGCAUGUGCUUCCUUGCCAGUGAUCCCAGCAGGACAACCAAUCAUAAUAGAUGGCCAGUGUGAUCCCAAUAUUCCUGUGGUAUCGAACUUUACUGCAGAUAGAUACCUAGGACAAUGGCACCUGGUUGAAAGUUAUUGGUCAGAAUUCCAGAAUGGAGAUUGUAUUGACGCCGAUUACUCUCUCGGGCAGAAUGGCACAAUCGUGGUGUUAAACACACAAGUUGUUAAUCAGACACUUAACACUAUCACCGGUACAGCAGAAGUAAUUGCCAACGGCAAGUUAAACGUUAUGUUCCCCAAUGCUACUGCACUUGAGUACUGGAUCAUCGACACUGACUACGAUUCUUAUUCGUUAGUUUACAGCUGCGUUAAUGUCACUGCCACAACACAACAAGUUUGGAGUUGGAAAAUGAGUCGCACAAGAUCUUUAUCGGCUAACGCGACCACUGCAAUCAACGCAGCCAUCAGAAACAUCAGAGUGCUCAACAAUGAUUACUAUUCUCCCAUCAACAACACUGACAAUGCUUGCUUUUACUUCCCUGAACCCAAUGGUCUACCGGUUCGGUUCCGUGGUCAAUGUGACGAAUCUAUUAGUGUUGUUACCAACUUCAACGCAACUCGAUAUGAGGGUAGGUGGUAUGACAUCGAGAGCUACCCACAAUUCUUCCAACAAGGUUUCUGCCCCACAGCUGAUUACACUGUUCGUGAUGGUGGAGUGGACGUGUUCAAUACACAAGUGGUCAACUUGACACUAGAUACAAUUGAAGGAAGAGCAGUGUUUCUGAAUAGCACCGAUGGCCUAGCAAAGUUGAAUGUCACCUUCCUGAUUGCAGGCACUAACUUUACAGUCGCUUCUCCUUACUGGGUGUUAGCCACUGACUACGAUAACUAUGCUCUCGUAUACGCGUGCCAGAAUAACCCAGACAACACUCGCAACGUAUCCAGUUGGAAGCUAAGCAGAAACAGGACCUUGUCUACGACUUCUCAGACUGCUAUCAACAACGCCAUCAAUAAUGUUGAUGUUCUUCGAGAUAACCUCUAUGAGAUCAAGGGCCAUACAGAUGAGGAGUGUUUCUACUUCCCCGAAGUAACCGGAGAACCCCUGGUCUUCCGCGGCCAAUGCGACAAUAACAUCCAAGCUGUGCCAAACUUUGAUAUUGGAGCAUUUGCUGGAGUCUGGCAUGAAAUCGAGACGUAUCCAAAGGCAGAAGCCGGUGGUCACUGCAUCAGCCAUCAGUUCGUUAAUAGUACUAACACGAGCAUGCUGUUGACAAGCAACCAAGUCUUCAAUUCCGAAACCCUGGUUACCAACACCGGUCAACUUAUUUUGUCUUCUAAUGACACUAGCGGCCGGUUUAACCUCAGUAUGGUUGUGAAUGGAACGACUAUCAGUAUUCCCUACUGGAUUCUUGCGACUGAUUACACGGACUACGCUUUGGCAUACAGUUGUAUGGACAGACCAGACGGGCGCAGAGCAGUCUACAGCUGGAAACUAAGCAAGUCCCAACAGCUGUCGGUCAAUGCCACAGCUGCCAUCAACACGACAAUGGCAUCAGUAGACGUCAUCGAUCAGCGGUAUUUCGAGCCGGUAUCCCAAACGAGUGAUGCUUGCUUCUACUUCCCUGAUAACAUUCAGCCUAACUCGUUCGUCAUCUUACCAGGACAAUGUGACCCUAACAUCGCUGUUGUCCAGAAUUUCAAUGCGACUGCGUUUUCCGGUCAAUGGAACGAUAUUGAGAGUUAUUUCGACGGCAAUAACGGAACCUGUGUCGAUGGAAGACUAGCAGAAACCGUCAACGGAUUCAAUAUAAGCGUGACUCAAGUUAUUAAUAAUGCUUUGAACACCGCUUCUGCAUCAGCUGUCCUGGCUGCAAACAACACUGGGAAAUUGGUCGUCACCUCAAACAAUGAAACAGUGGAAUACUGGAUAUUGAACACUAACUACAGUAGUUGGGCAUUGCUCUACUCCUGCCAGAACGUCGGAAGUAACGAAAGACUAGUGCGAAGCUGGAAACUAAGUCGAACAAGGGAGCUGACUCCAGAGGCAGUCAUCUCUAUUAACAACACAAUGAACAACAUCAAUGUGUUAGACGAUCGAUUCUUCUACCCUGUAAACCAGACCGCUGAAGGUUGUUUCUACAUGCCGGAACCAACCGGGUUGCCAGUGCGGUUCAGAGCGCGCUGCGACCAGGGUAUACCGGUUGUUCAGAACUUCAAUGUUACUAGGUAUCUCGGACAAUGGUUCGACGUUGCAAGUUACCCUCAGUUGUUCCAAGAUGGAGAAUGCGCCUCUGCUCUCUACGAAGCUGGUUCGGGUGGAGUUGUACUCGUACAAAAUAGGCAAGUGGUGGCUCAGCAGUUAGACACAAUUAAUGGCACGGCCGUAUUAGCUAACUCAACUGAUGCCUCAGCCAGGCUGAACGUGACCUUCGUAGUUAAUGGAGUACCGAUUACAUCCCCAUAUUGGAUUCUAGCUACCGACUAUGAUACAUAUUCUUUCGUCUAUUCCUGCUCAGAAAUUGACGAAGAAUACGUAUUAGUGUCGGCGUGGAAACUCAGUAGGAACACGACUCUCUCAACGCCAGCGGAAACUGCAAUCAACAGCAUUAUAAACACAAUACCAGUACUUGACCAGCAAUACUUUAAUCCUGUUAAUCAUACUGAGGAGGCCUGCUUCUACUACCCUGACUUCGGAGGUGGCCCUAUCUACCGCCCAGGACAGUGCCCGAAUCCGGAGCAAGUCCCAGCUGUUAAUAACUUCAACCCUAACUUGUUCAAUGGUACCUGGCACGAGUUUUCCCGUCUUCCAUCUGAGCUUCAGAACGGAGAUUGCGCGUCUGGUCAAUAUAUCUUCAAUAACACCUUCAGGAUAACACAAAAUAUCGUUCGAAACGAAAUAUUGUUCUCUGUUGAGGGAGUUGGUGAACUGAAUGUUACAACAGGAGUUAUUCAGAGUUUCAUAAAUGGUACCCAAUUGAACCUGUACAUCUUGGACACUGACUACACCGAGUUCGCAAUACUAUACAGUUGCAGAAAUGUCGACAGCCAACAAAGACAAAUUUACAGUUGGACGCUUAGCAGAUCCCGUGGCUCUCUCUCAGCUAAUGCCACCAAUAGGAUCAAUGCCGUGAUCUCCAGUAACGAUGACCUCUUCUGGAACGAUUAUCGGGACACAGACCAAAGCGACGCCGCAUGCUUCUAUUACCCUGACUUUUACCCAGAGUUACCUCGCUCUAUUGAGUUACCCGGACCUUGCAACAGUACGAUCAGAGGAGUAACUAAUUUCAACCUUCAAUUCUAUCUAGGUAGAUGGUUCGAAAUCGCGAGGUACCCUAAUACGAUGCAAGUCGGCUCAUGCGCUCGUAGUGUAUACAGUCAAAACAAUGGCACAUUGGAGAUACACAAUUCGGAAGUCAUUAAUCAACUCCGCUUGGUAGAACGUAACGGAACCGUGGUCGCAGCCAAUGAUUCUUCAGGCUUGCUUCACGUUACCUUUGACUUUUUUGGAGACUACGAUUACUACAUCUUAGGCACCGAUUACACAAACUAUGCGCUGCUCUACAGCUGUCAAAAUCUAACCAACGGAAACAGAUUAGUUUCCAGUUGGCAAUUGAGUAGAGACAGGACGCUAACUCCUCAGGCUAGCCAAAGCAUCAACACAAUAAUUGCCAACACUCAAGGACUUUCGCAUGCGUACUACAAUUCUACUGGCCAGAGCAACGAGGACUGCUUCUACUUCCCACCUCGCGACCCUGACAACCACGUAGUCUUCAGAGGACAAUGCGAGAACGUGACGGGAGUCCAAAACUUCGAUAUUCAAAGGUAUCUCGGCUUCUGGAAUGAAAUCGAACGAUACCCAACGAAUGAAACCGUUGGUAACUGUAUCACUGCCAACUUCACAUCUAUCAACGGCACAAUACAAGUGGUAGACCAGAGUGUCUCCGGAUUAACUGCAAAUAUGGCCACCACUUACGUAGUAGCCACAAAUAAUGGAAGACUCACGAGGACACAAACUAUUAAUGGUACCACAGUAACUACUGAAAUGUGGGUGUUGGCAACUGAUUACGAGACGUACUCCUUCCUGUACUCUUGUGAGAACAUAGAUGAUGAGUACCGACGAGUAUGGAGUGCGAAACACAGUCGCACACGGAGUUUAACGCAAGCAGCUAACAACGCGAUCAACCAAGUCAUGGCAACCAUGGACGUUCUACAUGAACAGUAUUUUAAUUUCGUCACUCACACGGAUACUUCUUGCUUCUACUUCCCUGAAGCUACGGGCGAACCCGUUAUUAUGCGGGGACGCUGCGAUACUACCAUCCCCGUUGCUCAAAACUUUUCGAUGGAAGAGUUCACAGGCACCUGGUACCAAACUGAAAGGUACCCUCAAACAGACGAGACUGGCAACUGCUCUGGUACCCGUUACACCAUUCAUGGAGGCAUACACGUUCUGAAUUGGCAAGUGAUUGACGGCGAACUUGAUGUCAUUCAGGGCACUGCUACCCACAGAACUCUUAACGACCCUGCCCGACUCAUCCUCGAAUUCCCCGGGAGAACUGAAGACGGCAACAUUACUGGCACCAACGUAACGUCGAAUCUGUUCGUGUUAGCUACGGACUACACGACAUACGCGCUGACCUACAGUUGUGUCAACAUCAACGACUUCCAAAGACAUCUGGCGGUAUGGAAGCUGAGCCGAACCAGGACCAUGCCAGCAACUGGCACCACUGCCAUUAACGCUUACAUGGCCCAGAGACAAGAGCUGGACCAGAGGUACUUCAUCACCGUGCCUCAGAGCGAGGAUUGCGAUGAACCAAGCUCCAGCUACUUUGUCAAGAGCAGUAUUAUGGUGAUACUAGUAUCUAGCAUCUUGCAGUUGCUACAGCGACAAUACUAGUUCUUUGUAAAGGCAAUUUAGCUAUCCAAUCAGCCUUUGUGGGAGUUUAGUUUUAAGAAAAAGAAAAUAUGUUUUUAUUUAUUUUUUAUAUGGAAUAAAUUGUUUUUGCAAUCAUUA